Messenger RNA from Sitodiplosis mosellana (orange wheat blossom midge), 1422 nucleotides. Its product is annotated as lipase 3-like. Gene Ontology annotation, molecular function: hydrolase activity, acting on ester bonds. The record is from RefSeq and is a predicted model, not a curated record. Gene Ontology annotation, biological process: lipid metabolic process. The transcript has 6 exons. The coding region runs from base 122 to 1378 and encodes 418 amino acids. Lineage: Eukaryota; Metazoa; Arthropoda; Insecta; Diptera; Cecidomyiidae.
AUGGAUUAUUCAUGCAUAAGUACACGAGAUAUUUGACGUAGAGUUUUGGAAUAUUUUUGCUAUAAACUAUGUAACUAUGUUGCUGAACUAGCAUUUCAGUUCGAUUUGUUGAGUUGCGAAGAUGGUUUCCUUGUGUUUUAAAACGAUUUUCGUGAGUUGCCUCAUUUUGGCAUUGACUCAGUUUGGAAGUGUUCAACCUAGCGUUUGGUCAACAAUUGCAACCAGAAUCAAUAGAUGGGCCAGUCGAAUGGUGGAUAUAGUUGGACAUCCAUAUUCUCGAGCGGUGCGAAUCUUUCAGAGUCCAACCACAAAAGCUUUAUGCAAAAGAAAUACGGAUCAACUCAUUGAAUACUAUGGCUACCAAUCUGAGGUGCACAAUGUAACAACGAAAGAUGGUUACAUUUUAACUGUAUUCCGUUGCAAUUCAAAGAAAGAAUUUUCGGGUAAAAAGAAGGCUGUGAUACUGCAGCACGGCGUUUUGUCUUCAUCAGACGACUUCACAGUAAACAUUCCGAGCCAAGCAUUGGCAUACGUUUUCGCAGACAACGGCUAUGACGUCUUCUUACCGAAUUCCAGGGGAACUUUUUAUUCGAAGAAACAUGUGAGCUUGAGUACAAGCGAUUCACAAUUUUGGAACUUUUCCUUUUAUGAACUGGCUAUCUACGAUUAUCCCGCUGUUAUUGACUACGUACGACAUGAAACGGGCAAUUCAAAAGUUUUUCUCGUUGGCCACUCACAGGGCACUACCACUUUGAUGGCUUUGCUAGCCGAGCUACCUGAAUAUAAUCAAUAUAUAGCUGCGGCAAGUCUCAUGGCACCCGUUGGCUACUUAGGCAAUUCUGGAAUAAUUUUAAAAGCUUCCAGCAGAGUUAGUCCGAUGUUGAAGUUGUUCCAGUAUAGCGAAUUUCUACCAAGAGCUGGCCUAAGUGAUAUAACCGAAUCAUUUUGCUCGAUUGAUGUCACCAAUUUUUGUGGUCUUAUCAUUGAUCAAAUUUUCGGUCAGAGCAUCGAUCAGAGGAAUGAUACGAUGAUGAUCUCUUUUCUGUGUAAAAUACCAAGCGGCGCAGCAACUAUGCAAAUCAUCCAGUUUGGACAAGAGGUGAACUAUGGCUUCUUCGGCAAAUAUAUGGACGGCUCGAAAAUUCCUGAUGAUUUUAAUCUUUCGCGCAUUGAUGUGCCAAUCAGUCUACAUUAUUCACCUAUUGAUAAAUUCACAAAUCCAAAAGAUGUAAGUCGACUGAUUUCAAAACUAAAUCAUACGCUGGCGUUUGUUCAAACCGUCGAUUCGCCUCAAUUCAAUCAUAUCGACUUCGUCUGGGGUAAACACGCUGCUUCUAUUGUUUACUCAAAAAUUCUCGAGUUUUUUUCAAAAUAUUAAUAAGUGCUGGAGUUGAUUUGUUCUGUCAUUAAUAAAACAUUUCA